GAGGAAGGGGUGGGAAGGGGGCGGUGGCGGUGUCACGCCUCUUCGCUCGGUUCAGCUGCUGCCGCUAUCAGGGGGGCUGUGAGGGAAGCCGGGGCCCGUGCUGCCGCCAGGAUGAAGCGCCGGGUGUUCGUGGUCGGCGUUGGCAUGACCAAGUUUGUAAAGCCUAGUGAGAAGAGCCCUGAUUACCCUGACCUGGCUAAGGAGGCAGGCCAGAAGGCUUUAGCUGAUGCUGGGAUUCCCUAUUCAGCAGUGAAGCAGGCAUGUGUGGGUUAUGUUUAUGGUGACUCAACCUGUGGACAACGGGCCAUCUACCACGCUUUGGGUUUAACUGGCAUUCCUAUCAUUAAUGUUAACAACAACUGUGCCACUGGAUCUACUGCCUUGUUCAUGGCCAGACAACUGGUAGAGGGAGGUUUGGCAGAUUGUGUUCUGGCACUUGGCUUUGAGAAAAUGGGAAAAGGAUCCAUUCCUGCAGGUUUUAUGGACAGAACUAAUCCUCUGGACAAACACUUGGAAAUCAUGAUAGAUAAAUAUGGCUUAGCAAGUGCUCCAGUAGCACCUCAGAUGUUUGCAAGUGCUGGCAAAGAACAUAUGGAGAAAUACGGGACAAAUCCAGAAUACUUCGCAAAAAUUGCAUGGAAGAAUCACAGUCAUUCAACCAACAACCCGUAUUCCCAGUUCCAAGAGGAGUAUACGUUAGAUGAAGUUCUGAAUUCUCGCAAAAUUUUUGAUUACUUGACUGUCUUGCAGUGUUGUCCAACAACAAAUGGUGCUGCAGCUGCAAUUCUGGCUAAUGAGGAGUUUGUGAAAGAGCAUCAUUUACAGUCUCAAGCUGUGGAAAUUCUAGCCCAGGUGAUGGCUACUGAUUAUCCAAGCACAUUUGAAGAGAAAAGUUGUUUGAAGGUGGUUGGUUAUGAUAUGACUAAAAGAGCUGCAGAAAAAUGUUUUGAACAAGCAGGUCUACAACCUGCUGAUGUUGAUGUGAUUGAACUCCAUGACUGUUUCUCAGUUAAUGAGUUCAUUACCUAUGAAGCUCUUGGACUCUGUCCAGAAGGAAAAGCAUGUGAACUGAUUGACCGAGGAGACAAUACUUAUGGAGGAAAAUGGGUUGUGAAUCCUAGUGGUGGCUUGAUUUCAAAGGGACAUCCACUUGGUGCUACAGGCCUGGCGCAGUGCGCCGAACUCUGCUGGCAGCUGCGCGGCCUGGCCGGCGGGAGGCAGGUGCCGGGGGCGAAGGUGGCGCUGCAGCACAACCUGGGCCUGGGCGGCGCGGCGGUGGUGACGCUGUACGGCAUGGGCUUCCCCCCGGCCCGCAGCACUGGUCGUGUUGCAGCUGUGCCUCUAAGUGCAGCUGUUGAUGGAUUUAAGUCACAUUUGGUCUUCAAAGAGAUUGAAAAGAAGCUCGAAGAGGAAGGAGAGCAAUUUGUCAAGAAAAUCGGUGGUGUCUUUGCCUUCAAAAUAAAAGAUGGCCCUGGUGGGAAAGAAGCAACUUGGGUAGUAGACGUGAAAAAUGGAAAAGGCUCUGUGGCAAUUAAUUCAGAUAAGAAGGCAGAUUGUACAAUUACAAUGGCUGAUGCUGAUCUGUUAGCUCUGAUGACUGGCAAAAUGAAUCCUCAGACAGCUUUCUUUCAAGGUAAAUUGAAGGUUUCUGGGAACAUGGGCAUGGCGAUGAAACUUCAGAACCUACAACUUCAGCCAGGCAAAGCUAAACUUUGAGCUUGCUAAAGUAAACAGUCAGUACUUGAUACUCUUGACAACAGAUUAGAAUGAAACUAGACAUUGACAAUAUGGCAAAGGCUGGGCUUGAUUGGACCUCUCUCACCUAAAUUCUUUGGUUAGAGACCUUAAUUCUCUUAAUCAAUUCCGUCAGUUUGUAUAUGGCAAAGAUUUUUAGACUAAGCUUGAGGCACUAACUCUUGCAAAUGGUAUAUGGUGGGUAUCAUGGAAACAACAUUUUUGUUUUAAUCUGUAAAAAAAAUAAAUUAUAAAACUUAGAGUUGAAUGGGGCUGCUUAUUAUUGUUCAGGUUAGUUGGGAAGAGAGUGAGGAAGGUUACAGAUAGUUUGACAAAUCAAUUAAAGUUGCAUUUUUAAAAGACUAAUAGCAGGUCAUGCAAAUGCUUUCAGACUCACAUUCUAACAAAUUUGCUGCUGCUUAAAUUAAAAUGGUCUUAUAAAGGGGAUCUCCAACAACAUUUUUUUUAGAAUAGGCUUUAUGAAUUUGCUAUAAAAUACUUUUCUUAUUAUGACUUUGGAAUUAAAACAAAACUACCCAAAAUUAGGUAGCAACUAAAAUGUUGCUUUGAGAUUUGUAGCAUUUGAUUAUACUUAGCCCUGAGUAAAGAUAUGGUUUGCUAGGAGAGCAGAGAGGGAAUGUAACCAAUAUUUACCUGUUUUCUCCUGAGAAAAUCUGGUGUUGAUCAUUAUGAAUUUCUUAUCAGUAAUGUAAAAGCUUUAACUUUUGUUUUGGGAAAAUGUAUUCUGGUUGGAAGUUUAAUAGAAAAUUAAAUAUACUUUUCCUGUU
Messenger RNA from Anas platyrhynchos (mallard), 2522 nucleotides. It is a transcript of the gene SCP2, whose product is annotated as sterol carrier protein 2. Lineage: Eukaryota; Metazoa; Chordata; Aves; Anseriformes; Anatidae. Gene Ontology annotation, molecular function: acyltransferase activity, transferring groups other than amino-acyl groups. The record is from RefSeq and is a predicted model, not a curated record.